Staurois parvus is the source of this 342-nucleotide messenger RNA. NCBI's taxonomy places the organism in Eukaryota, Metazoa, Chordata, Amphibia, Anura, Ranidae. The record is from the annotation of a GenBank genome assembly.
CACCGAUCAUGGAAAAGGCCGAAGAUGUCGGCUCGGUCAUGUGAUCAACUGUGUCCAAUCACAGCUCAUCACAUGUACACUGAUCAUCAGGGCACUGAUCAUCAGUGUGCCCUGAUGAUCAGUGUAGCCUCAGCAGUGCCACCUGUCAGUGUCUACCAGUGCCCAUCAGUGCCACAUAUCAGUGCUUACCAGUGCACAUCAAUGCCACAUAUCAGUGCCCAUCUGAGCUGCCUUUCAGUGUCACCCAUCAGUACCAGUCAGUGCCGCCUAUCAGUGCUGCCUUUCAGUGCCCAUCAGUUAUGCCUGUCAAUGCCCAUAAGUGCCACCUAUCAGUGCCCAUCA